Messenger RNA from Galeopterus variegatus (Sunda flying lemur), 748 nucleotides. RefSeq names its product procollagen-lysine,2-oxoglutarate 5-dioxygenase 2-like. The transcript is spliced from 3 exons. NCBI's taxonomy places the organism in Eukaryota, Metazoa, Chordata, Mammalia, Dermoptera, Cynocephalidae. Gene Ontology annotation, biological process: peptidyl-lysine hydroxylation. The annotation marks the transcript as partial. The record is from RefSeq and is a predicted model, not a curated record. Gene Ontology annotation, cellular component: endoplasmic reticulum. Gene Ontology annotation, molecular function: procollagen-lysine 5-dioxygenase activity; L-ascorbic acid binding; iron ion binding.
GAUAGCCGCAUAUCUGGUGGUUAUGAAAAUGUCCCAACUGAUGAUAUUCACAUGAAGCAAAUUGAUCUGGAGAAUGUAUGGCUUCAUUUUAUCCGGGAAUUUAUUGCACCAGUUACACUGAAGGUCUUUGCAGGCUAUUAUACAAAGGGGUUUGCCCUACUGAAUUUUGUAGUAAAAUACUCCCCUGAUAGACAGCGUUCUCUUCGCCCUCAUCACGAUGCUUCCACAUUUACUAUCAACAUUGCACUUAAUAAUGUGGGAGAAGAUUUUCAGGGAGGUGGAUGCAAAUUUCUAAGGUACAAUUGCUCUAUUGAAUCACCACGAAAAGGCUGGAGCUUCAUGCACCCUGGGAGACUCACACAUUUGCAUGAAGGACUUCCUGUUAAAAAUGGAACGAGAUACAUUGCAGUGUCGUUUAUAGAUCCCUAAGUUAUUUACUUUUCAUUGAAUUGAAUUUUCUUGUGGAAUGGAUGAUUGGCAUGAUCAUAUCUUUGAAGUUGUGCUUGAGAAGAUGAGAGGAAUAUUUAAAUAACUUCAACAGAACAACUUCACUUUGGGCCAAACAUUUGAAAAACUUUUUAUAAAAAAUUGUUUGAUGUUUCUUAAUGUCUGCUCUGAGCCUUAAAAAACAGGUUGAAGAAGAAAAAGGAAAAAAAGUAAAAGAAAAUAUUUAUUUCUAUGCUUUAUUGUCUUUGAGAAUAAUGACAAUUUUCUGAAUUUGUCUUUCAAGUUGAUAAAAUAUUCAGGU